This is a messenger RNA of Meloidogyne enterolobii, 447 nucleotides long. The record is from the annotation of a GenBank genome assembly. NCBI's taxonomy places the organism in Eukaryota, Metazoa, Nematoda, Chromadorea, Rhabditida, Meloidogynidae.
AUGCCCCCACAGUCUAUGCCUACAACAAUGCCUACCCCCUUUAGCUUACCCCAAAUAAAUUACACCUAUACUACACCAAUUAAUUCAUCUUCUAAUACAACAUUUAAUUCCCCCAUCCCCACCUAUAAUUCUUCCACAUUAAACAAUUGUUCCCCUGAUAUAGCCAAAAGAAGGGCAGAUUUUAUAACAGAAGCAACUAGUUUAUAUAACAAUAAAUAUAGAAUGCUUUCUCGUUCAAUUUAUGAUUUUUAUGUUAAAAGAUUGAAAAUUACCCAAAAUUUGGAUCCGCGACUUUUAUUGAAAAAGGAUUUGGAAAUUAGGAGCAAAUUUGAGUUGGUAAUUUUUACUGAGGGUGAUCAACAAGUUGAGAGAUUGGUAGAACAUGGAAAGCUGCGUAGAAAGCUUGUUACUAUUGAAGAGGUAUUUUUAAUGUCAUUUGAACCUUAA